UCCACCUCUCUCUCUUUUACCAUCCUUUACUGUAGCCCUUCCCUGCUCCGCUGAUCCCACCCUCACACACACACACCCACAAACACACUCACAAAGCCCACAAACAUGCUGCCAGUCUCACAUACUCACUCUCUCAGCUCUGCCUCCAUCUGAUUGAGUACCUUUUCAUUUUUGGGCACUCAGCAACAGUCUCUGACUAUCUCUCUCUCACACACACACACUCUCUGGACGGAAUCCUGCAGUUUGUGGCUGCAGUGCUCUGGAUAUGCCGGACUGUCUGCUCUGAGGUGGGAGAUGGGCUUGAGAGCUUGUGUUUUCCCCUCAAUCAGACCACGAAGACGAGGGGUUUGCAUGUGGAUACGGAUCCGAAGACUCUAGCAACUGUCAUAGACGGAGCUGGAAACGCGAGGAGGAAAAGGACAGUCUUGUCCCCAAGAGGACCAACACCAGCAGCGGAAAGGACAAGAAACGAACAGGCUCCAGCAGACGUUCAGCCAUGCAUGGCUCCACCCUUAUAUUCGUCCUCAUUGGGGUGCUCCUGUACUUAAUUAUGGGGGCUCUGGUGUUCAAUGCCCUGGAGGCUCCGAAUGAGGAAGCCCAUCAUGUCGGGCUGCAAGCCUCCCGUCAGAGGUUCUUGGACAGCUUCACAUGUGUAAACCCUGAGAAUCUCUCAGAGCUAAUAGAUAAGGUGGUAGAUGCUCUCGGUGUUGGAGUUGACCCCAACAGCAAUGCCACAUUCAGUACCAGUUGGGACCUGGCCAGCGCUUUCUUCUUCUGCGGCACCAUUAUAACCACGAUCGGUUAUGGAAACAUCUCUCCAAAGACACAGUGGGGUCAGUUCUUCUGUAUCUGUUAUACACUGGUGGGUAUACCCCUGUUUGGAUUUCUGUUGGGUGCCGUAGGAGACCGUCUGGGGACGUCACUGAGCAAUGCCACUGCUAAAGUUGAAGCUCUUUUAUGGAAGUGGAAGGUGAGCCCGACCAUCGUGCGUGUCAUCACCGCUGUGCUGUCCAUCCUGCUGGGUUGUGUUCUGUUCAUCUUUGUGCCAAUUUUAGUCUUCCAGAAGGUUGAAAACUGGUCUCUGCUAGAAUCCGCCUACUUUGUGGUCAUCACCCUCACAACCGUGGGCUUUGGAGACUAUGUUGCAGGUAAUAGCGGUGAUGCAGGUCAUGAUCAUUGGUACAAGCCUUUGGUGUGGUUCUGGAUUUUGUUUGGAUUGGCCUACUUUGUGUCCAUUCUUUCCAUGAUUGGGAACUGGAUCCUGGUUCUUAUCAAAAAAACUCGAGCUGAGAUGGAGGGGUUGAGAGCACAUGCCUCAGACUUCACUCAGAACAUCCAGAACAUGUCUGUGGAUUUCCCCAAAUUUGAAGAUCCUUUCAAGCGCACCAGGCGAAAGCGGCGUCACAGGCGCAACAGACAGAACGGCAGUCAGGCUAGAAACGGAGAGGAUGGCAAAGAGGAGAACGAAUCCGAAUCCAGCUCCUACUCCGGUUCAUCGGAUGAGUCGGAAAGCAGCUCCGAGUCCGAAUCGGAUGUGACACAGACAGAACACGUCCCAGAAUGCGUCCAGACCAUGCCCAAAGAUCCCAUCCUCUCUAUGCCCUUAGAUUACUUUGGGGAAAAUCUUGCAUACAUCGACGAGUCUUCAGAUGCAGUGAGUGGGAAGAUUCACCUGGACCCAUUGCUGGAUGUACCAGAAUCGAACCCAGCUUCUACAAACAGGCCCAGAAGGAGACGUCAAAGAAGAAACAUGAGAAGGGAUCAACAGAAACCCAAGACCCCCAAAACCAGUCCAAACGAACCAGAGAAUAAAGCGCCAAAUGGAGACAUUAGGCAGAAAGAUCCGCCUACGCCAAAGCUGUGAGUGUCAGGAUGUUCAUGGGGUUUGUAGCUCCUAAGAAAAUCCUCUUUGGAAUAUAGUUUUGCAACUUCGCUAGCUUUAGGAUAUGCUGUGCUCCACUGGGAAUGCACAUGACAUUAUUCUCAGAUUUUACUGGGACAAUAAAAAAGAACUCCAUGUGCCUAAAAUGAGAGGGGGUGGUGGGAGAAAUGGUCAAAUCGUGGACCCCUCAGCAUGAGUGAGAACACGUGUUGGGUAAUCAGAAAGCAGCCUGAUGUGCAGAAAGGCCAUGGUGAUCAGACACUUAGUGCCAUCUACUGGACGUUCACUGUACAUGACUGGAUCACUUGUUUAUGGAUACACUGACCAACAAUGAAUGUUUUAUUCUGUGUGCCUUUUGUUUCUUUCCUAACGUCAGUAUAAUAAAGGAAUGACACGUUGAUACUAAUGUUACUAAUCCAACUGAACUGAUGCUUACUGCUGGAGUUCAUCAAACUGUAAUCUUUUGUGUUCCUGGUAAAUAACAUCAUGUGAUGAAAGCCUGUUUCUGCUUCAAGUAAAAAAAGAGGUAAUGGCAAUUGGGUCUUCAUUUCUCAUGACUACGAUUUUACGUCUCACAGUUGUAAUUUCACUUUUAGUUUUAUCUAACAAAUUUAUAUAUAGCAAACGAUACUUCAUAUCUCACAAUAUGAAUAUUUCUCAUAAUUGCGACUUUGAAUCCUCUACAAUUGCCACGUUUUCUUGUAAUCACAACAUUAUUUCCUAUAAUUACCCUUUCCUAUCUCACAAUUGUCAUAUAUCCUAUAAUUCUGACUAAAUCCCACAGUUUCUACUUUAUUUUUUUCACUUGCAACUUAAUUUUUUCAGAGCUGCAAAAUUAUCAAAAUUAUGACUUGUUCUCAUAAUUUUUCAUGAUUGCAGCUUUAUAUCUUACAGUGGACACUUGAUUGCGACAUUAUAUACUAUUUUAAUGUAUUAUGACAAUUACAAAUGACACUUUAUAUCUCAAAAUAUGACUAUUUCUCUUAACUGUGAAUUUUAAUCUCACAGUUACUUUGUUAUAGCAACUAUAUAUCUCAUUAUUGCGAAUUAACAUCUUACAACUGUCGUUUUUUUCUUUAUUUCUCAUAAUAGCAAUAAUAUGUCUCACAAUUGCAAGUGACUUUCCAUCUCACAAAUGCAAGUCUUUUCUUCAUAAUUGCGACUUUAUUUCUCUGAGCAGAAACAGGCAUUCAU
Carassius auratus (goldfish) is the source of this 3076-nucleotide messenger RNA. RefSeq names its product potassium channel subfamily K member 4-like. Gene Ontology annotation, biological process: potassium ion transmembrane transport; stabilization of membrane potential. NCBI's taxonomy places the organism in Eukaryota, Metazoa, Chordata, Actinopteri, Cypriniformes, Cyprinidae. Gene Ontology annotation, cellular component: plasma membrane. Gene Ontology annotation, molecular function: potassium ion leak channel activity; outward rectifier potassium channel activity. The transcript has 8 exons. Bases 497 to 1864 code for a protein of 455 amino acids. The record is from RefSeq and is a predicted model, not a curated record.